AUGGAUGGAUAUCUUCUUCUGAAAGCCAUUGGAUUUAUUCUACUGGCAGUAUUUGGCAUACCGGGAAAUGUCUAUAUUUUAUUAAAAUUUGGCUUUAUACGGAUUAUAGAAAAGAGACUCCUGGCAAAUAACAUCAUCCUUACAGUUUUGGCUUUAGUAAAUGUCCUUGUUGUCCUUUCCCGUGUAAUCCCCCAGGCCAUGCAAGCCAUGGGAGUGGAAAAUGUUCUAGAUGACACCAAAUGCAAAUUUGUUAUAUUUACGUACAGAAUGAGCAGAGCAAUGCAAAUCUGCAUUACCAGUUUGCUUAGCUGCCAUCAGUGCAUUCUCAUUGCCCCAACCACCAAUUUAUGGAUGUUUCUUAAGCAAAAAGUGACCAAGAAUGUCUCAUUCAUCAUUUUAGUCAUUCUUUUAAUAAAUAUUGUGGUACAGCCAGCUGGCAUCUUGUAUUCAUACGCUAAGAAAAAUACUACAAGGUCACCUUACACGCUACAUUUGGUCUACUGUGAUACAGAUUUUAUUACCUAUGUUUCCUACAUUGUCAAUGGAUCAUUUUAUGCAUGCAAAGAUUUCAUUUUUGUUGGCUUGAUGGCUGUUGCAAGCAUUUACAUUGUGUACAUGUUACUGCAACAUGCCCGGUCAGUUCAAUUUAUUUCUGUCAGUUCCCAAAGAAAAUCAGCAGAGCAGAAGGCUUCUAAAGCUGUAAUCUUGUUGGUAGUUUGUUACGUUCUACUAUUUGGGUUGGAUAAUUCAAUGUGGAUCUAUACUCUAACUUUAUCAAAUGUUACAGCUGAUAUGAACGAUGCCAGGAUAGUUCUUUCUUGCUCUUAUGCUACACUGAGCCCCAUAGUAAUCAUUGCUACCAACCCCAGACUGCAUAUGUCAGCAACAUUUUUCAAACAGAGGAAGUCAUUAAUCAGUACUGUACAGGGUAAUUCAGAAAGCAGCACCAUGUCAAAUGUGUCCCCAAUGGGCUGUGAUGGAGACAGGGUAAUCUCUUAG
Xenopus laevis (African clawed frog) is the source of this 999-nucleotide messenger RNA. Its product is annotated as olfactory receptor class A-like protein 1. The transcript has a single exon. NCBI's taxonomy places the organism in Eukaryota, Metazoa, Chordata, Amphibia, Anura, Pipidae. The record is from RefSeq and is a predicted model, not a curated record. Bases 1 to 999 code for a protein of 332 amino acids.